Molecule: messenger RNA, 1170 nt
Organism: Balaenoptera ricei (Rice's whale)
Lineage: Eukaryota; Metazoa; Chordata; Mammalia; Artiodactyla; Balaenopteridae
Gene: WNT10B
Product: Wnt family member 10B
Exons: 4
Coding region: 1-1170 (389 amino acids)
Biological process (GO): cell fate commitment; canonical Wnt signaling pathway; multicellular organism development
Cellular component (GO): extracellular region
Molecular function (GO): frizzled binding; cytokine activity
Source: RefSeq, a predicted model, not a curated record
AUGCGGGAGGAGCCGCGGCCGCGGCCUCCGCCCUCGGGCCUCGCGGGUCUCCUGUUCCUGGCUUUGUGCAGUCGGGCCCUAAGCAAUGAGAUUCUGGGUCUGAAGCUGCCCGGCGAGCCGCCGCUGACCGCCAACACCGUAUGCUUGACGCUGUCGGGCCUGAGCAAGCGGCAGUUAGGCCUGUGCCUGCGCAGCCCCGACGUGACGGCGUCCGCGCUUCAGGGCCUGCACAUCGCGGUCCACGAGUGUCAGCACCAGCUGCGUGACCAGCGCUGGAACUGCUCGGCGCUCGAGGGCGGCGGCCGCCUGCCGCACCACAGCGCCAUCCUCAAGCGCGGUUUCCGAGAGAGCGCUUUUUCCUUCUCCAUGCUGGCUGCUGGGGUCAUGCAUGCGGUAGCCACAGCCUGCAGCCUGGGCAAGCUGGUGAGCUGCAGCUGCGGCUGGAAGGGCAGUGGCGAGCAGGAUCGGCUGAGGGCCAAACUGCUGCAGCUGCAGGCUCUGUCCCGGGGCAAGAGUUUUCCCCACUCCCUGCCCAGCCCGGGCCCUGGCUCAGGCCCCAGCCCUGGCCCCCAGGACACAUGGGAAUGGGGUGGCUGUAACCAUGACAUGGACUUUGGAGAGAAGUUCUCUCGGGAUUUCUUGGAUUCCAGGGAAGCUCCCCGGGACAUCCAGGCACGAAUGCGAAUCCACAACAACAGGGUGGGGCGUCAGGUGGUAACUGAAAACCUGAAGCGGAAAUGCAAGUGCCAUGGCACAUCAGGCAGCUGCCAGUUCAAGACGUGCUGGAGGUCAGCCCCAGAGUUCCGGGUGGUAGGGGCAGCCUUGAGGGAGCGGCUGGGCCGGGCCAUCUUCAUUGAUACUCACAACCGCAACUCUGGAGCCUUCCAACCCCGCCUUCGUCCCCGUCGCCUCUCAGGAGAACUGGUCUACUUUGAGAAGUCUCCUGACUUCUGUGAGCGAGACCCCACCAUGGGCUCCCCAGGCACGCGGGGCCGGGCCUGCAACAAGACCAGCCGCCUGCUGGAUGGCUGUGGCAGCCUGUGCUGUGGCCGCGGCCACAACGUGCUCCGGCAGACACGAGUUGAGCGCUGUCAUUGCCGCUUCCACUGGUGCUGCUACGUGCUAUGUGAUGAGUGCAAGGUCACAGAGUGGGUCAACGUGUGUAAGUGA